Molecule: messenger RNA, 1026 nt
Organism: Arabidopsis lyrata subsp. lyrata
Lineage: Eukaryota; Viridiplantae; Streptophyta; Magnoliopsida; Brassicales; Brassicaceae
Exons: 6
Coding region: 93-662 (189 amino acids)
Source: RefSeq, a predicted model, not a curated record
GGGUUGUGUUGUUUUAUUUUUAUCGAGGGUUCCAGAAAGAGGGGAAUUUAGGGUUCUUCAACACAAGGCAAGAAUUUGAUCCGUGAGGAGCGAUGGGGGAGGUUGAUAUAGACGGAAGGUCUCCAAUGCUGGGACGUGUGUAUCUGAGUUACGAGGUUGGUUCUUUUCCUAAGAAUCUGAUUCCUCCGCAUAUUCGACGGGACGAGAAUAAAGAGCCUAAGUACACGACACAGCAAGAGUGUGUUAUGAUGAGAAGACAAGUCAGGAAGAGCAAGGGGUUCGACAUCGAUUUCACACAGUUCCGCUCUGUUUUCAAUUACCGCCCUGUUAAUUUUGACUGUAAAGAGUAUUCUUUGGCACCAGAAACCACUAGGGGGUUACUCGAGAGGCUGUCUCGAAACUCCCUUAAGAACUACAACAAAGAAUGGUUUACAGAAUAUGAAUUUCUCAAUGUUGUCAAAGCCAAUUCUUACAUGUGUUCUGGGAGAAUGUAUUUCAUAACCUUUGAGGUUCGAGAUCCUUACGACAACCUGCCAAAGCUCUUCCAAGCUAGGGUCCGCUAUUAUUAUGAUGUUACGGAUGACUACAUAUUAUGCAGACCAAAACCCAAUCAGAAAGUCAAAUGCGUUGGAACUGCCAAGACACAUAAAAGAUUGGCAUAGGAAGCUUAUGCAAUCUCUAAUGUGGUUGGAUGUUGAGCAGUGAGCUAAAUUAGUGUUUGGAGUGUUCAGAGUUUAUGGUAGAAUUGUUCUUGUCGCCCAAAUCCACUACUAGGAAGGAAUUAUUAAUGUGAGAUAUAUUUUAAUUAACAAGCUAUUGAGAAAGAAAAACAUUGAACAUUUCUAGUCAAAUUCGUGUAAUGUGUUGGAUGCUAUGGGAAUCUCUUUUUUUUUUUUUUUUUUUUGAUUGACUAUGGGACUCUCUCUUUGUGGACGUUUUCUUAUUACCCAUAUCAUAUGCAUCCUUGUAUCGGACCCCCAAAAAAAUACUUUAGUAGUUUACUCGAUGAAAAUGUUUUUUUACAUU